Messenger RNA from Vigna umbellata (rice bean), 983 nucleotides. NCBI's taxonomy places the organism in Eukaryota, Viridiplantae, Streptophyta, Magnoliopsida, Fabales, Fabaceae. The record is from RefSeq and is a predicted model, not a curated record.
UCAUUCUGAAGAACUUUUGCAAAGAAGAACAGCUGAUGAUGCAGAAAAAGCUUUGGAACAUAUAAAUGAGGCAUUGGCGAUAACUUAGUACUCUGAAAAAUUGCUUGAAAUGAAAGCAGAGGCUCUUUUUAUGCUAUGUAGAUAUGAGGAAGUGAUUCAGCUGUGUGAGGAAACCUUUGGUUCUGCCGAGAAGAAUGCAUAUCCUUUGGAUGCUGAUUGCAUAGUGACAGAUCUGGACAGUGCACAGCUUUCAAAAGGCUUCUAUUUCAGGUUUUGGAGGUGCUCAAUGAUGCUUAAAUCCUACUUUCACCUAGGAAAACUUGAAGAGGGUCUUUCUUUGUUGGAGGAACAAGAGGACAAGGUAUCAGCCAUGAACAAGAGUGGAAGCAAGGUUUUGGAGUCCCUAAUGCCACUAGCUGUAACUGUACGUGAGCUCUUGCAUCAUAAGACUGCAGGGAAUGAAGCAUUUCAGGCAGGAAAAUAUGAGGAAGCUGUCGAACAUUAUACAGCUGCUUUAUCAAGUAAUGUGGAGUCUCGCCCAUUUACAGCUGUCUGCUUUGGUAACCGUGCAGCUGCACAUAAAGCAUUAGGUCAAAUUACUGAUGCCAUAGCAGAUUGCAAUCUGGCCAUAGCUCUUGAUGGAAGAUACUUGAAGGCACUUUCCAGGCGUGCAACUUUAUAUGAGAUGAUCAGAGAUUAUGACCAAGCAGUGAGUGACGUAAGGAGAGUUGUCUCUCUUCUCAUGAAAGAGAAUGGGGAUAACAGCAAUCAGCAUGGCAUAUCUGAUAGAUCUGUCAAAUAUGAUAAUGAUUUGAAACAUAACCAAAUUUGGCUUUCCGAAAUCGAGGAGGAAGCCAAGAAGGGGAUACAUCUUGAUGUAUACCUCAUUUUAUUGUGAUGGCAGAGGAGUUGAACAUUCAGUUUCAUCAUCUGAAAUCAAGAAGGCCUAUCACAAAGCUGCACUAAGACAUCACCCAGACAAG